CACAAAAUUUCCCAUCUCUCUCUCUUUCUCUAUACAACUUUUUAGAAAGAAAGUAGGACCUGACAACGAUGAAGAUGAUGAUCAUCAUGAUCAUGGAGAUUCCUCUUUAGUUCUUCUCUCUAGUUUCUUUCUUCGUUCAUGUAUUUCCAUCGAUUUCUCUAUCUGUCAUUGAUCAACGAAUCUUCUCUGUUUUGCAGAUUGGUCCAAACCAAAACCAAAAACAAAACCUAAAAAGUCUCUUCCUUUUAUUCUUUUACGAUCUGUCGGUUUUUUCUAUCGUUCUUUUCAAGAUCUUCGUAAUUUUCCAGCUAUUAUUCUUACAAAUAUCGCCAAUUUUUAUGACAUCUCAUCGAAUUUAGCAAACCCUUUUGUCUAAAAUCUAAUCCUUGCGUCCCAAAAAUCAAAACUUUUUUAAUUUGUUUGUUUGCUCUGUUUUCGAUUUGAUUUGAUUAAAAUGGGUUGUGCGAGCUCGAAGAAUCGAAACCGUUGCCGUAAUUGCAAAGGAGGAUUAUCGCCGGUGAUUGUGCCACGAAGCUAUUCAAUGCACGUUCAUCAUCCAGCACAACACACCGGCGAUAGUUAUCACACGGUGGCUCUCACUUCCUCCACAAUCGGAUCUCUUAGUCUUUGUGAUUCUUCUCUCAGGCAUUUUCACAAACACUUGGAAGACUCUUUUUACAAGCAACGCGUUUCCGACCAAAUGGGUGAGGAGACGCUAAUCUCCGGUAAUGGGUUUCUUCACGGCGAUGAAGAGAAGAUGAAUUUGGAUUUGCAAGCUAAGGUUAUCGAAGCUAAGGUGUGGUCAAGUACGAUAAACGAGAAAAUCCCUAAGAUUGUGGCUAAAACUCCAAUAGUGACGCCUCCUGGAGAGCCAGAGACGAUCAAUACAUGGGAAUUGAUGGAAGGUCUUGAAGAUGUUAGUCCUUUACGAUCACCGAAUCACUUGAGGAGCUUCUCCUUUGAUUUUGUUCGUAUCCAACCUAGUCAUGAUCAUGAUCAUGAUGUUGCUGUUUCCUUUGAUCUUCCUAAAUCAAGGUUUCAUGAGAAUGUUAAGUCCAGUUGCAGAGUUGAUGAUUUGGAUCCACCUGAUAUAGUUUCAAGGUUCAAAAGAAAGACUUUAGGUAAAGAAAGAGUGGUACUUUACUUCACAAGCCUUAGAGGUAUAAGGAAAACAUAUGAAGACUGCUGCAAUAUCCGGAUAAUACUGAAAAGCUUAGGAAUUCGGAUCGAUGAGCGCGAUGUAUCGAUGCAUUCGGGUUUCAAAGAUGAGCUGAAGAAGCUCUUGGAGGGUAAAUUCAACAACGGCGUUGGAAUAACCCUGCCUAGAGUUUUCUUGGGGAACAAGUAUCUUGGCGGAGUAGAGGAGAUUAAGAAGUUGAAUGAAAAUGGGGAACUUGAAAAGCUGAUAAAAGACUGUGAAAUGGUUGAAGAUGGCUCACCGGGUUUUGGUAACGAAUGUGAGGCUUGUGGAGAUGUUCGGUUUGUGCCGUGUGAGACAUGUUCAGGCAGCUGCAAACUUUACCACGAAGGCGAAGAAGAAGACGAAGGAGUUACAGAGUAUGGAUUUCAAAGAUGUCCAUAUUGUAAUGAGAAUGGAUUGAUCAGAUGUCAUGUGUGUUGUGAGUGAGUCAAUAUACAAAACUCAGUUUCCCUUUUUAUUUUUUGGGUUUACUAAUUUUUCAUUUUGUGACCAUGUUGAGGCUCUAGUAGAUAUUGUUUGAAUUGUACAGUGGGGUGCUAAUUGAUAUGUAAAGCAGAUUUUUGGUCAAAAUAAAAAAUCGAGGGAGGUUGGGGUGUUGUUGUAACACCAAACCAAAACAAUAGAAAGUAUGUGGUUUUUUUUUUUGUAUUUGUUUAAACCUAUGACUUAUUUCUAUUACAUUCAA
Molecule: messenger RNA, 1886 nt
Organism: Arabidopsis thaliana (thale cress)
Lineage: Eukaryota; Viridiplantae; Streptophyta; Magnoliopsida; Brassicales; Brassicaceae
Product: Glutaredoxin family protein
Exons: 1
Coding region: 455-1627 (390 amino acids)
Source: RefSeq, marked reviewed